Fusarium vanettenii 77-13-4 is the source of this 1194-nucleotide messenger RNA. RefSeq lists its product as uncharacterized. Lineage: Eukaryota; Fungi; Ascomycota; Sordariomycetes; Hypocreales; Nectriaceae. Gene Ontology annotation, biological process: L-valine biosynthetic process; L-leucine biosynthetic process. Gene Ontology annotation, cellular component: mitochondrion. Bases 1 to 1194 code for a protein of 397 amino acids. The record is from RefSeq and is a predicted model, not a curated record. Gene Ontology annotation, molecular function: branched-chain-amino-acid:2-oxoglutarate transaminase activity. The transcript is spliced from 4 exons.
AUGACAGCAGGACCAAAGUCAAAUGGCGCCAACGGUGUCAGCCCAGCGCCCUUGAAUGCAAAGCUGCUCCAGACAACCCUCGUCGCUCCGGCUGAUGAAGCUCUAGUCCCAACUGGCGAUGACCCCAUUCGAAGAUCACAGAAGUGCACCACUAGCCACAUGCUGGUUGUGAACUGGACAAAAGAUGCUGGAUGGGCGGCGCCAAGUAUCAAGCCGUAUGGGAACUUCUCCAUGGCCCCGACGAGUAGUGUUUUGCAUUACGGGACCGAGUGCUUUGAAGGGCUGAAGCUGUAUCGUGGAUUCGAUAUGAAGCUCAGAUUAUUCAGGCCUGAGCUCAACUGUGCCCGCCUUAGACUAUCCUCCCUUCGUGGUGGUCUUCCUGACUUUGAUCCUGAUGAACUUCUCAAGCUCAUCGAGGCCUUUGUCCAUGUUGACGGAGAAAGAUGGUUACCUGAACCGGGAACAUUCCUAUACCUCCGUCCUGCAAUCAUUGGGACUAGUGCUGCUCUGGGAGUUAGCCGUCCCGCUGAGGCCACUUUGUUUCUCGUCGCAGUCCUGUUUCCCCAAUUUGGGCAGGCAGGGCCUGGUUUGAAGCUGCUUUGCUCUUCGGGACAGGUCAGAGCUUGGCCUGGUGGAUUCGGAAAUGCCAAGCUUGGUGCCAACUACGCCCCUUCUCUAGUCGCUCAGGAAGAGGCCAACGCACAAGGAUUUAUCCAGGUGUUGUGGCUAUUUGGACCCGACGACAAUGUCACCGAGGCGGGUGCAAGCAACUUCUUUGUCAUUAUUCGCAACAAGGAAACAGGGCUGCCGGAGCUCAUCACUGCACCGCUGGGUGACAUCAUCCUUGAUGGCGUGACCCGUCGAAGCGUUCUGGAGCUCACGCAGGAGAGACUUGAAAAGCCUUCGGAGGAUAUGCACCCUCUGGUGGCAGUGGAACGGCCAUUUACAAUGGCAGAGAUGGUAGAGGCUUCCAAUGAAGGCAGGCUUUUAGAAUCAUUCGUGACUGGUACUGCUUUUUUCGUGGCUCCAGUUGGUAUGAUUAGAUACAAAGACACCGACAUCAAUAUCGGCCACAAGACCGCGGAGGGUGAUCUUGUGGCGCCUUAUACGUUGAUGUUGAGGAACUGGCUUAAAGAUAUUAUGUAUGGGAACGAGCCACAUGCCUGGGGCCCAGUUCAAGGCAAGGUUGUGUAA